GAGUCAGUAUUGGACGGGCACUCUGCGGUGUCACGUGCGCCGUCUUUUCGAUUUGCCCGUUCGACGGUUGAUCCGUUCGACGCGCGAAAAUUGUCGACGAAACGAAAAACGAAAAAGCCACACGGUGAAACGAGCGGUGCGUCAUCGCCAAUAUUGGAUUACCCUUUCUCGCGAGGUCUCGUGAGGCAGGGAACUUCAAAAAGAGCGCAAUGUCAGCUGCAGUGAGGGAGAGAACGACAACGCACACCAGCAGAAAGAUCGUGAGUCAUGGCGGUCCUAUAUCUGGACAGAUCCAACCAGCGACCACGGCCAACAGCCUCGAAAACAACUUAGAUGCUCUUCUCGAAGACUUACAAACAAGUGUCUCAAGAAGCACCACCCCAAGUCGAGGCGUCAGAACCCUUUCGCCACAAGUUGAAUACCGUGUAGCUGCAAAUCCCACCAAAGUGGUCUCCGAAGGCAGACCAAUUUCGCCAAAUCGAACAAUGACGACCACCACAGAGAAAUAUGUGAGCAGUGGACCCAGUGGAACACCUAGUGGUAUACCUGGCUUGGAAUUCAUCGACUCAGAAUUGCAAAACUCGUGUUUAGGAAACAUUCCUCUGUUUCAGGUACAACCUGGUCAAAGUAAAACGAUUGCUUAUAAACAAGUGUCGUAUCAAUAUAACAAGAAUCUUGAGGGAAAACCGAUCGAUUCCUGGACAACUCCAGACAAUGCAUUGACCAAUACUGGUACAGCAUUAAUCGAUGAUAUUCGAGAAAGAACCUACGAAGAAAGCACCAUUCACAGUGGUUUAGAACCAGUUACUAGAACAGUCAACAGAGAAUUGAUGUAUGGCGAUACUACUACGUCUCGUUCGAAACAAACCUCACCCUUACCAGGUACACAACAAAGAGACGUGAAGUACAUUCAUGAAUCUUCGAGUUACCAAACAGAACCAGUACAAAACACACUAACCACAGUACACAGCAGCGCCCAAGAAUAUGGCAACGUGGAGUAUGUGCCAGUUCCAUCGCCAACGCCAGCGAUACCGAUUAACUUGGCACCGGGUCCCAACACGAAAGUAACAACCACCAUCAAAACCUACACAUACGAGCUACCAGGAGCGCCAGAAACGUAUCUGCCAGGUAGCAAUGUACCAGGAACUGUUGUGCUACCGGGUGAUCAGACUAUCACGUACACAAUACCGAAAGGUUCAACCUCCGCCACGGAUAAGAUGGUCACGUAUCAAACCGUGACUGAAAAUGUUCCACCUAGAACACCAACUAGAUACAGCAGUCCAUCGCCAGUGACGGACAUCACCAAGAAAUCCACAACCAUACACCAGGAAGCUAAAUUCUUCCGCGAAGAACACCACGGUAGUCCACCGGUGCAACCAGUAACUACUUAUCACCCUGGCUCUCCUCCGUUGGAAACCAAAACAACAGUAACGCGAAACGAAAAAUACUAUCAAGUAGAUGGCACCUACCCCAAUGGACAUCCACCAGGUGAUCGACCAGAUCAUCCGAGUGGCCCGAUAAUUUACCAGAAUCAACCGCCUAUCAUAAACGAGACUCACACCACCAUAAAUCGGUUCGAAGAACACUAUCCUAGCAGGCCACCGUCUAGUGGACGAUACCCGACACCCGAUAAACCGGGAACACCGGUUAAUUAUUAUACUACAUCGCCGCAGACCACCUCACCGCAAUCCACCACGACCGUGUAUAAAUUUUCGAACACGACCACAACUGUACCGCCGAACAAGAAUGCUGAGGACCACGAAGUUUUGUUACCGAAACCCUUCCCAACCGGUGGCGUUCAGGUCUAUCCUUCCAAACCUGCCACCAAGGAACAGAGUCCUCCUAAAAAACUGGAAGAUCUUAUGGCGUCAUUUUCUGAUACCGAGCGUGAAGUAUUAGAGGACAUUGAGAAAAGAGAGAAAGGACAGAAAAAGGAUUUACCCGCUGUUAAAAAGGAAGUUGACUUUAUACCUCACACACCACCCAAAGUGAAAAGUAAAAAUGUCGCUGGACCUCCGGUUUAUUAUCCUCCUGGUUCGGCGGAAUUCACUAAAAAGGAAGAAUACAGUAGCGGCAUGUCUCAAUCUGGAGGACGAUGGGAAAAAGCUAAAGGAAAAUAUGAAUAUGAAGCAUCUAGUAAAAGCAGGACAAAGACCAGUAGCGGUGGCGGUGUUGUUCCUGUUUGUCUACCCCUUUGUUGUGCCAUGCCAUGCGUAAUUAUGUAACUUAACUUAAUCAAUGUUAACCUGUUAAUCGAUUAGAUAACCGACUAGUUAUACCGUACACGAAUCUCUAUCUAAAUUCAUCAUAUAUCUUCCAUUAUGCCGAGAUAAAAUGUGACAAAAGUCAA
Messenger RNA from Megachile rotundata (alfalfa leafcutting bee), 2350 nucleotides. RefSeq lists its product as uncharacterized. The record is from RefSeq and is a predicted model, not a curated record. Lineage: Eukaryota; Metazoa; Arthropoda; Insecta; Hymenoptera; Megachilidae.